UUAGUUUUUGAGUCAUAGGAGGGGAGGCAAAGAGGGGUGUGGACUUAAAAAAGAAGGCGGGGCUAAAGCAGGCGGACGGGUAGUCUCUCAUGUUUGUACUUUGCCAGGCUGAGUCUGAAAAUACUGUUCGAGACAGACAGACAGCCAUCAAACACACCGCCAUCAUGCUGAUUCUCCUCGCUGCCAUCUUUGCCCUGCAUAUCAUUGCCAUUAUUCUACUCCUGGUGGCAACCAUCGAUAAUGCUUGGUGGGUGACUGAAACCAUAUCCACUGAUGUGUGGUUCCGGUGGGUAUUAGUGAAUGGAGAAUGGAACGCCACCGACCUUCCGACAGGCUCACACUACCCACAGGACUAUCUCCAGGCAGUGCAAGCUACCUCAGUGCUAGCCUGUAUAUUCUCCAUCCUGGGAAUCUUCGUCUUUGCAGCUCAGCUCUUCACUUUGAACAAAGGACAGAGGUUCACCAUCUCUGGCGUUUUCCAAAUCCUUGCCUGUCUCUGCAUCAUGAUCGCCGCCUCCAUCUACACAGAUCGUUUCCAUCUGGAUGAGAGUAUCGGUUCUUAUGGUCACUGCUAUAUCCUAGCAUGGAUCGCCUUUGCGCUCACGUUUAUCUCCGCCAUCACUUAUUUUGUGCUACGCAAGAAGACAGCAUGAGAAGAACACCAGAAACAAAACCCAUCCAACCAAAAUGGUUAGGGUGGAUUGAUUGUUUUAGCAAAAAACCUGAUCUUUAGUUACUGAGCAAUAGCAGAUUGCAACAUUCCACAAUGGCAGGAGAAUAGAGGCACAACCAAUUUAAGUUGUAUUGCUGUGGAAUAUUACUUCCACAAAUGUGCAUAUGAUGCAAAAAGAAAGUAAGAGCCAGCAUCAAUUUCUGUAACAAAAAAAGGAUUUAACAGUUAAAAUGUACGUAAUUUUAAAUAUGGAUAGAAGUGGAUUUAAAAAAAAAAAAAGGGGGUGCGUCUAUAAUUUUUUAAGGUUUUUUCCCCCCAUUAUUUUAUUGUAAGUUUAUCAAGUUAAAUUCAUAUAUUUUAUAUGAGCUUUCUUUGUGAUAAGUGUUACUAAAAUUCAUUCUGGUGCUGCCCUAUGACGAUGGCAUCGGUCCAAAAUGACAUGUUGGUAGAUUUAAGGAUGACUUGAUGCCAAUAUAUUUUCCAGUAAACAAUGAUGUGUGCUUGUUUAGAAAUUAUUUAAUAUUAGAAAGAGUUUAACAGUCAUAUGUUCAAAGAUACAAAUCUUUCAGUUAUAUAAGUCCGUUCUAAAUGAUCUUUUGAAUUGAAUGCUUUCGGAAUUUUUUUUUUAAAUGAUAAAUUUUACUAUGGUAAGAAUAAUUUUCACCUUCUAAAUGUCAUAUUGCUGACUUAGGAAUUGACACUGCCUUUACAUAAUUAAAUGUAAAUAUGUUUCCUGUUAUGCUUUGUAUAUCUAAUGCUGUUCUGUUUUGUUGUUUGUCAUCAUGGAUGAUUAUUUUUACGAUAAUAAAAAGAGAUUCCCGA
Syngnathus acus (greater pipefish) is the source of this 1495-nucleotide messenger RNA. RefSeq names its product epithelial membrane protein 2-like. Gene Ontology annotation, cellular component: plasma membrane. Bases 90 to 653 code for a protein of 187 amino acids. The transcript has 5 exons. Lineage: Eukaryota; Metazoa; Chordata; Actinopteri; Syngnathiformes; Syngnathidae. The record is from RefSeq and is a predicted model, not a curated record.